AUGACUGGAGGCAAAUCCGGAGGAAAGGCCAGCGGCUCAAAGAACGCGCAAUCACGUUCGUCCAAGGCUGGUCUGGCAUUCCCAGUUGGUCGUGUCCACCGUCUUCUCCGAAAGGGUAACUACGCUCAACGUGUUGGUGCUGGUGCCCCCGUCUACCUCGCCGCUGUCCUCGAAUACCUUGCGGCUGAAAUCCUUGAGUUGGCCGGUAACGCUGCCCGCGAUAACAAGAAGACUCGUAUCAUCCCUCGCCAUCUCCAACUCGCCAUCCGCAACGACGAGGAAUUGAACAAGCUUCUCGGACACGUCACGAUCGCACAAGGUGGUGUCUUGCCAAACAUUCACCAGAACCUCCUGCCAAAGAAGACUGCCAAGGGUGGAAAGACUGCCAGCCAAGAGCUAUAA
Cadophora gregata is the source of this 402-nucleotide messenger RNA. RefSeq names its product histone H2A (gene HTA1). Gene Ontology annotation, cellular component: nucleosome. The transcript is spliced from 4 exons. The record is from RefSeq and is a predicted model, not a curated record. Gene Ontology annotation, molecular function: protein heterodimerization activity; structural constituent of chromatin; DNA binding. Bases 1 to 402 code for a protein of 133 amino acids. Lineage: Eukaryota; Fungi; Ascomycota; Leotiomycetes; Helotiales; Ploettnerulaceae.